AUGAUGCUCACGAGACCUCUUCACACACUUCCCAAACUCUGCAGUCAGUCCCAGCUAAAUGGUUCCUCAGGCUCGAAAGUGUUGGUGCACUUUGUAAAUCAGUCGGGGAUGAAAAGCAGUGUCUUUGUUACAGAGGGGGAGAGUCUUCUAGAUGCUGUCAUCAAGAAAAAUCUUGACAUCAGUGGAUUUGGAGCGUGUGAAGGUACUCUGGCAUGUUCCACAUGUCAUCUGAUAUUUGAAGAAAGUGUGUAUGACAAACUGGAGCCAAUGGUGGAUGAAGAAAUUGACAUGCUGGAUUUGGCUUAUGGACUCACAAAGACAUCUCGUUUGGGGUGUCAGGUGACUGUGGACUGCUGGAUGGACGGAAUGACAGUUCGUGUUCCCCAAGAGAUCAAAGAUCUGAGAGGAAAGCAAGAAGCGCAGAGCAGCAAAUGAUACAAUGACGCACACACGUCAUUUAUUACACAAUCAAAUUAGUUUUCUUCUAAGAACAUGCAUUUUUGGUUAUUUUACAUCCACAAUAUGACAAACUGAAUGUGGCUCACAUUCCAUACAUGCUUGCUACACUACAGUAGGCUACAUUAACCUCAACACAAAUAUUUUCCAGCAGUAGUACUAUUGAAGAAGAUACUUUGAGAAAUGUCUCUUUGGCUUUGUGUCCAUACAAUGAAAGUCAAUGGGAGCCAGUGUUGUCUGUUUACCAAAGAUUUUAAAAAUAUCUAAGAAAGUCAGUCACACAGGUUUGGACUUACAGGAGUAUGAAUAAAUUAUUAAAGAAUUCAAAUGUUCCCUGUAUCCCUUUUAAACUGAAUCUCACCUAUUUUUAGUUACUGUGGGUGAGUUACAUGCAGGGUGACUGUGUUUAAUGUGUAAUGGUUAAUGUUGGGGCUAUGGUGAAACUUGUUGGUGAACCCCUAGUGGUGAACUUGAGAAUUGCAUUAUUUCCUAUGUGUCCUUGAGCAAAACUCUGAAUCUCAGUCUCACAACUACAAAACAACUUUCUUUACACCCAGUUCAGUACUUAGAAGGUAGCAGUGGACUGACAUCUCUUAUUUGUCUUUUAUGAAUUCCUUCAAUGCUUGAACCUCUCAUGCACCAUUUUAAGGAUUCAGACCUAGGCUCACAUCAAGGUUACACACUUUUCAUUUAUGCAUUUUACCUAAAGCAACUUACAGUGCAUUCAAGUGUAUAUACAUUUUAUCAGUAUGUCUUGACCUUUGCGGUGCUAACACAAUACUUUCACAACCGAGCUUCAGGUAGAUACUACAGUUUUAACCAGGUUUAUUUCUAAACGAAAUGUAGAUCUAUACAUUAGUAUUUAGUGCGCUACUGAAGCUAGAUAAAAUGUGGUAAGAUUGAAUAAACAGAUAACAAACACCCACACACACAGAACACAGAACACACAUUUCACAACUGUACUUCAGCUUUCUGUUGUGUAUUCAAACAGUUAUCAGUUGUGUAUUCAAACAGUUAUCAGCAGAUGUUAGUGUGAACAAUGUGCCAAACAUGGCUGAUUGAUUCAAACUGAGAAUAUGUAAAAAUUAGGUUAUAGAAGAUGGAUUCCUUGUACAUCAGCAGUAAAAAUGAAUGCAUUACUGAAACAUGUGUAGUGUUGCGUUAUCUUUUUAAUCACAUAAUUAUCCAUUUACUAUCCAUUACACAUAAACUAUCCAUUUAUCCACGAUGAUUGCGCUACAUGUAGAUUUUUAUUUAAACUAUUUUAUAAUAGUUUAGUUUUGUGCAUGACAAGUUUCCCACCUCAUUUUAUUUUAUUUCUCUAUUAUACACUCAAAAGUAAACUUACACAGAUACUGCAAACAUGGAUAAACGUCAAACAGAAGAGCUUGGGUCGAAGCCUUUGGAGACUCGUGCCUCCUCUCUUGGGGUAUUUGACAAACUGACACCCCCUUAAAUCGAGUGUCAACCACAGUCUGUCAAAUACUCUAAGAGAAGAGUCUAUAUCAGAGAAAGAGAGUUCGAGGGGUUGGA
This is a messenger RNA of Triplophysa rosa, 1989 nucleotides long. RefSeq names its product ferredoxin 1b (gene fdx1b). The coding region runs from base 1 to 435 and encodes 144 amino acids. The record is from RefSeq and is a predicted model, not a curated record. Gene Ontology annotation, cellular component: mitochondrion. The transcript is spliced from 4 exons. Gene Ontology annotation, molecular function: 2 iron, 2 sulfur cluster binding. NCBI's taxonomy places the organism in Eukaryota, Metazoa, Chordata, Actinopteri, Cypriniformes, Nemacheilidae. Gene Ontology annotation, biological process: P450-containing electron transport chain; positive regulation of oxidoreductase activity.